AUGGCUUCAUUGGAAGACGAGCACGCCCAAGUUUACAGACAACUGGUAUCAGUGAUAGAUCAGCUGCUAGUGGCAACGAAGAGGGUCAAAUUGGAAGAGCUUCCGCAGACGAUUGAGAAAGAGUUCGAUGAAGCGUUGCACAAAAUGCCAGAUCUUCAACUGGCUCAUCUGCACGCAGAAAUUCUCAACAAGGAUUCAGAGGAGACGGUAAAUUCAUUUCUGGAGAAAAUGCUGAAUAUCAGGCUUCGCAUAAUAGAACAGCACAUGAUAACAUAUCCCAUACUGCGCGCUAUCCACACUGAAACUGAUUCUAAUAUAGCCAGACUAGCAAAAGAAUGCGACACGUCCAAUAAGUCUCUUAUGGAUGAAUUAAACAAAAACGAUAGUAUUCAUAGUUUCCUUGAUGGUACAAUCGCAAAUGUGAACGAGAGCCUUGGAGGGCUUCGUGAAUUGGUACAAAACUAUCUAAAUCUGGUGGAGGAAAAUAAAAACCUCUCUUUUCAAAAUAAAAUUAGAGAGGAAGAGCAGAUUCCGGAACUGGAGCGGUUGAAAGAAAGAUAUACUCAUCUUAUAAAAAAGAACCUAGCCUUGAGCAGUUUCAAUAUUAGUCUCAUAUCUUCACUUUCCAAAUCUGAUGUGUACAAUGAUUCAUAUUUGCGCGAGACACUGCUAUUUUGUGGUGAUUACGAUGAUUACAAGCUUGAAGAAUAG
This is a messenger RNA of Ogataea parapolymorpha DL-1, 711 nucleotides long. RefSeq lists its product as uncharacterized. The record is from RefSeq and is a predicted model, not a curated record. Bases 1 to 711 code for a protein of 236 amino acids. NCBI's taxonomy places the organism in Eukaryota, Fungi, Ascomycota, Pichiomycetes, Pichiales, Pichiaceae. The transcript has a single exon.